This is a messenger RNA of Aspergillus saccharolyticus JOP 1030-1, 964 nucleotides long. RefSeq lists its product as uncharacterized. NCBI's taxonomy places the organism in Eukaryota, Fungi, Ascomycota, Eurotiomycetes, Eurotiales, Aspergillaceae. The transcript is spliced from 5 exons. The record is from RefSeq and is a predicted model, not a curated record. The coding region runs from base 194 to 964 and encodes 256 amino acids.
CACAACCAUAACAACAAUUGGUUCGAGAUAAGCGUCUCACAUCCUACAAUCGCUGUGAUGGAUACUAUCUCACACCUAUCAUGGCUUCUAUAUCCCAACGCAUUGUGACUGAAGAAUUUCCCACGAGCUGUGCACGUUCUGGAAACUUCCACAGUGUUCGCGCAACCGAGUUUCAGUCCACAUCGAUCAGAAAAUGACCCAAUCCCAUAUCGAAAGGAUUCCAUACUCCGCACCUAGAGGAACGUUCAUUGAUGCCUUGAAGCGCGAAGGAUGCGUGAUAGUCCAAAAUUUCAGUACGCCAGAAACACUAGAGCAAGCACGGCAGGAAGUCCAACCGUGGCUGGAGAAGGAAGAGCACCGCAGCAAACUCGGAGGUAGAUUGAGACUUCCAGCGCUGAAUGGCGGCACUCGCACCUGCACGCGCCUCAUCGGACGGAGCCAGACGGUUCGCGAGAAGUUCUUCUCAGAUCUACUGGACCUAGCUGAAGAGUUUCUUGCGAUCACGACGACCAAUUGGUAUGGCGAAGAGCCGUCCACCAACAUCACCCACCCGCUGCUCUCAAUCGCCAUCACAAUGGAUAUUCGGCCCGGGGCGAGAGCGCAGAAGCUCCAUCGUGAUGACAAGAACCACCAUGCCAGACAUACCCGUGUUGACGCGUACCACACGAACCGCGACAUCCUUCUAGGGUUAUUUGUGCCAGGAUGCGAUACUCGCCGCGCGAAUGGAGCCACGCGCGUGGUUCUCGGUAGCCACCUCUGGGGUGACGAGAAGCCUGAUUUCGGGCCCGAUGGGAACACAGGCGUGUUCUUUGAAUCUUCAGGUGGCCGGAUGAUGCAUAUCAUGUUCAUGUGCAGUGGAGUUUAUCGGCAAGAGUCGAAGUUGGUGCAACAGCGGUUGGGCUGGACACAGUCCGGACCAAACCUGGGAUGGGUAGAUCUUGCGUCUCCGGAUGCGUUGCUGUGA